UCACCAUCAACUGUAAACAUUCUCAAUAAUGAGGGCAAAGAUUAUAUACUUUAUGGAACUAUUACAACAAAUACAUGGAAGUUGCGUAUUUUGUUCGACGAGAUGGAGUUAAGUUACAAGUAUGAAGACAUUGAUAUCUUUAAUCCAGCAAGUGAGAAGAGAGCCGAGUUCAAAAAGAUAUUCCCAAAUGGAAAGGUACCUGCUUUGAUGGACUUCACACUCAGCCCACCCCAGCCGGUCUUUGAGUCUGGCGCCAUCCUCCUCUACAUUGCAUCCAAACAUGGCAAGUUCCUCCCAGACAUCAAGACUCACCCAAGAGAGCAUAGUGAUGUCCUACAGUGGCUCGCCUGGCAGAUCUCUGGCCUCGGCCCAAUGCACGGCCAGUACGUGCACUACGCCCUGUUCGCCCAAGACGCUGUGCCCGCUGCCGAGGAGCGUUACUACCGCGAGACUGACCGUUUAUACUCUGUGCUGGACAAGCACCUUGAGGGCAAGCAGUGGAUUGCUGCCAAUCAGUACUCGAUUGCCGACAUGGCCGUGUACGCCUGGGCAAUGUACCUCCCCUAUGGAUUCGUUCCCAACCACGAGAAGUUCACCAAUGUGUUGGCCUGGUUGGACAGAAUGAACCAGCGUCCAGUCCUAGCCAAGUUGAGACCAAUCAUCAACCACAUCAUCGAAGAGGAUGUCAAGCACUUGAAGGCUGUUGGCACCUAUCGUGUGAAGGCA
This is a messenger RNA of Acytostelium subglobosum LB1, 726 nucleotides long. RefSeq lists its product as hypothetical. The transcript has a single exon. The record is from RefSeq and is a predicted model, not a curated record. Lineage: Eukaryota; Evosea; Eumycetozoa; Acytosteliales; Acytosteliaceae. The annotation marks the transcript as partial.